ACUCCUCGGAGAAGGAGACUCGCGCACUUGCUGCUCCAUGCGGAGAGGCGUGGGACGACUUGGCCGCGUGGUCCAGCAGCUCCCGGGGAGGCGAACGCGUUUGCGCCCUCGCCUCUGAGGCCUAGCGGGCCUUCAGUGGCCGAGAGGUUAGGUUUCUGCAGUGGGGUGAGAGCUCGCGGCCGACCGCACAGCGCGGUGACCCGGCCUCACCAUGUUGGUCCUGUUUGAAACGUCCGUGGGCUACGCCAUCUUUAAGGUACUGAAUGAGAAGAAACUUCAAGAGGUUGAUAGUUUGUGGAAAGAAUUUGAAACUCCAGAAAAAGCGAAUAAAAUAGUAAAGUUAAAACAUUUUGAGAAAUUUCAGGAUACAGCAGAAGCAUUAGCAGCAUUUACAGCUCUGAUGGAGGGCAAAAUCAACAAGCAGCUAAAGAAAGUGCUGAAGAAAAUAGUAAAAGAAGCCCAUGAGCCCCUGGCUGUGGCUGAUGCUAAACUAGGAGGGGUGAUAAAGGAAAAAUUGAAUCUCAGCUGCAUCCAUAGUCCUGUUGUUAAUGAACUUAUGAGAGGAAUUCGAUCGCAAAUGGAUGGCUUGAUUCCUGGGGUAGAACCACGUGAGAUGGCAGCCAUGUGUCUUGGAUUGGCACACAGCCUGUCUCGAUACAGAUUGAAAUUCAGUGCUGAUAAAGUAGACACGAUGAUUGUUCAGGCAAUUUCCUUAUUAGACGACUUGGAUAAAGAACUAAACAACUACAUUAUGCGGUGUAGGGAGUGGUAUGGCUGGCACUUCCCUGAGAUGGGGAAAAUUAUUUCAGAUAAUUUAACAUACUGCAGGUGUUUACAGAGAGUCGGUGACAGGAAGAACUAUGCAUCUGCCACUCUUUCUGACUUGCUGUCAGAGGAAGUAGAAGCUGAAGUGAAAGCAGCUGCAGAGAUAUCCAUGGGAACAGAAGUUUCUGAAGAAGAUAUUUGCAACAUUCUCCACCUGUGUACCCAGGUGAUUGAAAUUUCCGAAUACAGAACUCAGCUGUAUGAAUAUCUACAAAAUCGAAUGAUGGCCAUUGCACCUAAUGUUACAGUUAUGGUUGGGGAGUUAGUUGGAGCACGGCUCAUUGCUCAUGCAGGUUCUCUUUUGAAUUUGGCCAAGCAUGCAGCUUCUACAGUUCAGAUUCUUGGCGCAGAAAAAGCACUUUUCAGGGCCCUUAAAUCUAGACGAGAUACCCCUAAGUAUGGGCUUAUAUAUCAUGCUUCUCUGGUAGGCCAGACGAGUCCCAAACACAAAGGGAAGAUUUCGCGAAUGCUGGCAGCCAAAACCGUUUUGGCUAUCCGAUAUGAUGCUUUUGGUGAAGAUUCCAGUUCUGCAAUGGGAGUUGAGAACAGAGCCAAAUUAGAGGCCAGAUUAAGAAUUUUGGAAGACAGAGGGAUAAGAAAAAUAAGUGGAACAGGAAAGGCAUUAGCAAAAGCAGAAAAGUAUGAACACAAAAGUGAAGUGAAGACAUAUGAUCCCUCUGGUGACUCCACACUUGCAACUUGUUCUAGAAAACGCAAAAUAGAAGAGGUAGAUAAAGAGGAUGAAAUUACUGAAAAGAAAGCCAAAAAAGCCAAGAUUAAAAUUAAAGCUGAAGUAGAGGAGGAAGAGGAAGUGGAGGUUGAGGAGGCAGAGGAGGAGGAGGAAGAGGAAGAGCAGGUAGUAGAAGAGGAGCCAUCUGUAAAGAAGAAAAAGAAGAAGGAUAAAAAGAAACACAUUAAGGAAGAGCCGCUUUCUGAGGAAGAGCCAUGCACCAGCACAGCAAUUCCUAGUCCAGAGAAAAAGAAGAAAAAGAAAAAAAAGAAAGAAGCUGAGGACUGAUGGGAAGGAACUAUAAUUCUGUCACCUGGACACAUCAUGCUUAACAUUCAGUUGGGAGCAUAUCAGAUGCUCUAUAAAAUAAUCAAGGGAGGUGAAUCCAACCAUGAUUAUCUGUAACUUCUCAAUCUGUUUUUGUGUCUUGUCAUCAACUGUUAACCUUAUAGUCUUUGAUAUACAAAUAAAAAUAUUUUCUUUGUAUUAUAA
Messenger RNA from Mesocricetus auratus (golden hamster), 2047 nucleotides. It is a transcript of the gene Nop58, whose product is annotated as NOP58 ribonucleoprotein. Lineage: Eukaryota; Metazoa; Chordata; Mammalia; Rodentia; Cricetidae. The transcript is spliced from 15 exons. The record is from RefSeq and is a predicted model, not a curated record. Bases 212 to 1843 code for a protein of 543 amino acids. Gene Ontology annotation, cellular component: small-subunit processome; box C/D methylation guide snoRNP complex. Gene Ontology annotation, molecular function: snoRNA binding.